Molecule: messenger RNA, 1475 nt
Organism: Triplophysa rosa
Lineage: Eukaryota; Metazoa; Chordata; Actinopteri; Cypriniformes; Nemacheilidae
Exons: 2
Coding region: 481-1401 (306 amino acids)
Biological process (GO): regulatory ncRNA-mediated heterochromatin formation
Cellular component (GO): nucleus
Molecular function (GO): siRNA binding
Source: RefSeq, a predicted model, not a curated record
AAGAAACUGGUUUUAAAGGGGUCAUAUGGCGCGAAUACAUGUUUUUCUGUGUCUUUGGUGUGUUAUAAGUUGCCCAUGCAUGUAUUAGACACGUAAAAUUGCAAAAAUGAAAGUGUCGGCACAAAAGAUGCAUUCUAUCUAAAAGCGAAUGCUCACCCAGACCUGCCUGAAACGCCUCGUGUAACCACACCCCCACAAAUCUACAUCAGUUGGUGGUCUGAUUUGACUAAGACCACCCAAAUGUAUACGCAAGUAAGGUGGGCGUACCUGUCAGUACAAUUGAAGAGGAACCUGAUGUUCCAAAUAUGGUAAGAGGCGUUACAUUUCUGUCACACGCUUGCAGUAUUCCACCUAUCACUACGCACUGGUUAACUGGCCAAUCAUAGCACACCUCGCUUUUCAGAGCCAUGAGCUUUGUAAAAAAUCUGCGCGUUUCAGAGAGGCGGGGCAAAGAGGAGACACAAACAUGCAUGAUCACGAAUGAUGUUGAGGGGCUCUGAGCCGAGCUAUAAUAGAACUGACUUUCCGUACUCUUUCAAUGAGGAAGGCUACCUGCGACACAGAGAAACCUAUGAACCCUACAGGUUUCCUUUCAAACUAGAUGAUGUCAGGGAAACUGAAAGACAACAUCAAGCCUUGUGUCAUUACAUCACUCGACAAGUGUACAACCUCCUAGAAGAAAAGUUUAAUCUCAUCAGGUUUUAUCUCGAGGAGGAGAGUUUUGUAUUUUUGAGUCCAGGAGCGCUGGAGCAUCCCGGGAGCCUCGUGGUUCUGAUCCAGGACUGGGGAUCCAUGAGAUGUGGUGUGUGGAGCUGGAAGAUCGUGGCACACGAAGGACUGGAGCUAGGCAGUCAGAUUCCAUACCUGCGCUGGGCUGCGCUGGAAUCGCGCGCAGUUAUCCUCAUGAAUCCCAACGAAGGUGGUCAACCCCUGGAACGGCACGUGCAGUUAGUCUGGGACCGUUUGAUUUCCAAAAGCUUCGCUGAGCACGUCUUUGUUGUAGCUCACGGCUAUGGCGGACUGGCUUUUGUAGAUCUGCUUUGCAACUGGCUGAAGGAGGUUCAGGAUCGAGUGAAGGCAGUGGCUUUCCUGGACUCAUCUCAUAGCUUGUGGCAUCAGCCAUUGGGCAAAGCCGGUCGUGAUUGGCUGAAAUCUCACUCGAGGUCUUGGAUACUCAGCACAAAACCACUGAAUCGGUCUGUAGGGUCACUGAAGGCAGGUUGCCCGCAGUUAUCAGCGGGCACGCAAUGCCACGACUCUGUGCCUGCGCUCUGUAUGGAGUCUGUGUUUCGUUUCUUCACCAAGAUAAUGAAACCCAAAGCCCCACCGGUUCCUUUUGAAAUCAUCACGAGAAGCAAGAGUCACGUCACUGACCGAAAUAACAAUUCACCUACUUAUUGACCUUCUGGACUGAGUUCAUGAAAUAAAAGAAUUUGCAUCAGAAUGUUCGAAAUCUAUUUAUUUAAUGCACAUUC